UGCAAUCUGUUCAACCGACUUGCUGACGAAAUGGCCCGUACCAAGCAAACUGCCCGUAAAUCUACCGGAGGAAAGGCUCCCCGUAAGCAGCUCGCCACCAAGGCAGCACGUAAAAGUGCUCCCGCCACCGGUGGAGUGAAGAAGCCUCAUCGUUACAGGCCCGGUACCGUCGCUCUCCGAGAGAUCCGUCGCUACCAGAAGUCGACCGAGCUUCUGAUCCGCAAGCUGCCCUUCCAGCGCCUGGUCCGUGAGAUCGCUCAGGACUUCAAGACCGACCUGCGCUUUCAGAGCUCUGCCGUGAUGGCUCUUCAGGAGGCUAGCGAGGCUUACCUCGUUGGUCUGUUUGAGGACACCAACUUGUGCGCCAUCCACGCCAAGCGAGUCACCAUCAUGCCCAAGGACAUCCAGCUUGCCCGCCGCAUCCGUGGCGAGAGAGCGUAAACAGUUCCUCACAAGAACACCAACCAACGGCUCUUUUAGGAGCCACCACAUGCAAAAAGCUUAUGGCUCAUGCUUACAGGAAUAUUUUCCCUUAUUGCCAUUCACGAUAUAUUAUAAAAAAAACGUAUAUGGUUCUGUUUAUUUUCCCGCUUUUUUUUUUUGUAGCGGGUUACGUAAAUUAAUUGAGAAUUAAUUUUCUCCAACCUUAUUGUUUCCGAUGCAAUAUUACUGCUUAUAUAAAAGAAAGUACCCAUUGUA
Nematostella vectensis (starlet sea anemone) is the source of this 699-nucleotide messenger RNA. Its product is annotated as histone H3. Bases 31 to 441 code for a protein of 136 amino acids. The record is from RefSeq and is a predicted model, not a curated record. Gene Ontology annotation, cellular component: nucleosome. The transcript has a single exon. Gene Ontology annotation, molecular function: structural constituent of chromatin; protein heterodimerization activity; DNA binding. NCBI's taxonomy places the organism in Eukaryota, Metazoa, Cnidaria, Anthozoa, Actiniaria, Edwardsiidae.